GCGUGAGUUAUCUUCUCGCGCCGGCGGCGGGCUCGGGAUCUGUGCGAGCGUGUGCAUUUUUCGCGAGCCGGCCUCCCUCCCUCCGCACCAUGGCCUCCGACUCGUGGGCCCUGGCCGUGGACCAGCAGGAAGCGGCUGUCAAGUCGAUCAGUAAUUUGCAGAUCAAGGAAGAGAGAGUCAAACCAGAUACCAAUGGUGUUAUCAAAACCAAUGCCACUGCAGAGAAAACAGAUGAAGAAGAGAAAGAGGACAGAGCUGCCCAGUCCUUACUCAACAAGCUGAUCAGAAGCAACCUGGUCGACAACACAAACCAAGUGGAAGUCCUGCAGCGGGACCCAAAGUCCCCCCUCUACUCAGUGAAGUCCUUCGAGGAGCUUCGGCUGAAACCACAGCUUCUUCAGGGAGUCUAUGCCAUGGGCUUCAACCGACCAUCCAAGAUACAAGAGAACGCGUUACCCAUGAUGCUUGCUGAGCCUCCACAGAACCUGAUUGCCCAGUCUCAGUCUGGUACUGGGAAAACAGCUGCCUUUGUCCUGGCCAUGCUCAGCCGAGUGGAGCCAGCAGAGAGAUACCCCCAGUGCCUUUGCCUCUCCCCAACAUAUGAGUUGGCGCUUCAAACAGGAAAAGUGAUUGAGCAGAUGGGCAAAUUUCAUCCAGAACUAAAGCUUGCUUAUGCUGUUCGAGGCAAUAAAUUGGAAAGGGGUCACAAGAUCAGUGAGCACAUUGUCAUUGGCACCCCUGGGACUGUCUUAGACUGGUGCGCCAAGCUCAAGUUCAUUGACCCCAAGAAGAUCAAGGUGUUUGUUCUGGAUGAGGCUGAUGUAAUGAUAGCUACUCAGGGCCACCAAGAUCAGAGCAUCCGCAUCCAAAGGAUGCUGCCCAGGAACUGCCAGAUGCUGCUUUUCUCUGCCACCUUUGAAGACUCUGUAUGGAAAUUUGCCCAGAAAGUGGUCCCAGACCCAAACAUUAUCAAACUGAAGCGGGAGGAGGAGACAUUGGACACCAUCAAGCAGUAUUACGUCCUGUGCAAUAACAGAGACGAGAAGUUCCAGGCCUUGUGUAACCUCUACGGGGCCAUCACCAUUGCUCAGGCCAUGAUCUUCUGCCAUACCCGCAAAACAGCCAGUUGGCUGGCAGCAGAGCUCUCAAGAGAAGGCCACCAGGUGGCUCUGCUAAGUGGGGAGAUGAUGGUGGAGCAGAGGGCUGCGGUGAUUGAGCGCUUCCGAGAGGGCAAAGAGAAGGUUCUGGUGACCACCAACGUGUGUGCCCGUGGUAUCGACGUUGAACAGGUGUCUGUUGUCAUCAACUUUGACCUUCCUGUGGACAAGGAUGGGAACCCAGACAACGAGACUUACCUGCACCGGAUCGGGCGCACUGGCCGCUUUGGCAAGAGGGGCCUGGCAGUGAACAUGGUCGACAGCAAGCACAGCAUGAACAUCCUCAACAGAAUCCAGGAGCAUUUUAAUAAGAAAAUAGAAAGAUUGGACACGGAUGAUUUGGACGAAAUUGAGAAAAUAGCCAACUGAGAAGCUCCUACAGGUCCUGCGCAGGAAACUGAUGCUUUCACAGCACAGGCCGGACGUCACCGAAGGACAAAGGCACGAGUGGAGAGAAACCACCUGCCUUAUUUUAAACUACGUUUGGCCUUGACAAAAAUUAUGCAAAUGAUUGAGAAAGGUAGAGGAAAUUUUGCAUUUGAGAAAUGUAGUCCUUUUCCCCCAUUUUUUUAAGCCAAGAUUUCCCCCAUCUUUAUAGUAAUCUGGUUGCUAUUGGUAUUCGCUGGCCCCAGGAUUCCAUCCCUGUUAUCUGGCUAGGGAUGUUGGGACCUCAUCCAGCCCCUGCAGAAGUGGGAGAGGUAGAGUGUGGGAGAGGCCCACCGCAUGGAUGGAGUGAGGGGAGCGGCAGCAGAGGCCUGUGAGCUGUCCUUGACUGAGACCAGUCACAAAUGUCUCCUGUCCUUGGAGCCAUCUUCUCCUAAAGUGCAGAGACGUUCCAGUUAAUCUAUUUAACCUCUGCUCUCUGUGCCAGAGGAUAUCCCUGUUUCUCCCUGGGUGAGCAUCUUGGAUACUUUGUGAACCUGAUUGGGAAGAAACAUGGAUGUCAGUGAAUUUUCAGAAGGAUUUGUCUGGCAGGGGCUAUGACUCCUUUGAGAAUCCAGGCCUGACUUCUCUUGCAUUUGCUCUGUCUGCUUGUGCACCCAGUAAUCAUUCAUGGCAGCCAGGAGACACUGGGCAAUUGUCUGACACAUGCCCGGCCAGGUGAGAUGGCUCUUAUCCGUGGGGGGUCCACACUGUGCCUGGAGGGGAGCAGCACAGUUUGGAAAGGAAGUUAUGACCAAGUGAAAGCUUGGGAUUAUUCUGUUCAUCUGUAAUAGUGGAUCUAUUGGUCACUUUACUUCAUACACAGUGUGAAUGUGGACGGAGAAACUAGAGCUGUGCCCAUCAUUCAUUAUGUUAAGAAAUUUUAAAAUAAUUAUGAAACAUUUUACUUACCUUGAUUUGUCUUUAUUUGUAUUUUUCUGGUUAUUAGACUAAUAUGUGCACAUUAAAAAAUAUAUUUGGGUAACUAUGAAGUGCAAGUACUCUCUAUCCUCACCUCUCUGGGGUCACCAUGGCUAGCAGCUUGGUGAACAUUCAAUAUAUUGCCUUCUGUUUGCAUAUAUGGACCUACUUUGCUUUUAAAAAAUGUGAACAUUCUACUCCCACUCUUGGGCAACUCGCCAUUUCACUUACCAGCAUAUUUUGUUGAUUGUUUUU
Messenger RNA from Myotis lucifugus (little brown bat), 2756 nucleotides. It is a transcript of the gene DDX19A, whose product is annotated as DEAD-box helicase 19A. The transcript is spliced from 12 exons. The record is from RefSeq and is a predicted model, not a curated record. Gene Ontology annotation, biological process: poly(A)+ mRNA export from nucleus. Gene Ontology annotation, molecular function: ATP binding; RNA binding; RNA helicase activity. Gene Ontology annotation, cellular component: cytoplasmic stress granule; nucleus. NCBI's taxonomy places the organism in Eukaryota, Metazoa, Chordata, Mammalia, Chiroptera, Vespertilionidae. The coding region runs from base 90 to 1526 and encodes 478 amino acids.